CUCAUUGGACUCUCAUAGAUAUAGAUUCGAUUAUAUACGAUGGCUCGACGCAGUGCAGCAAGUUCCAGCGCGGCGACGCCCGCUCCGGCCAACCCUCCGCCUCAAGAAGCACCUGCCGAACCUGCCCCUGCUGCAGCAGCUCCACCUCCUCCACCUCCUGUAGCGAGAAGACGAAACAAUGUCGCCGGUCCUACUUCUGCCUUGACUAGUUUCCUCAGAGAACACGGCAUUCAAGCUACAAUCGGUCGUUCAGGAUGGGGCUCGUCUCAACAACCUCCAGCUGAACCUACUACCCCUGGACCUGAAGAAGCAGGACCAUCGACUCCUCAAGCACAAGCGGGUCCUUCGAACUCGAGAGGCUCGGAAGAUGCGGCGAGUAGGAGCGUCACACCGGCUGUUGCUCCGAGGGGGAGCAAGAGAGCGAAACCGAGCAGAGGAAGGGUCGAGGAUGAUAUCGACUCGGACGACCUGGAUGACGACAACUUCGUGCCAGCGAAGAAGAGCAGGAAGACGAUCAAUAACGACGACGAUGAUGACUUCGUGGAUGACACCGUAGCCAACAGCUUGAGGGCGAUUGGGGAGUUCAUGAAUUGCGGGAAAUGCGAGGUCCAGUUCACUGUCACCGCCUACACGAAGCCUCAUCCAGCACGAACCGGCUACCUAUGUUACGAAUGUACCGUCUCCUUCGGUAUAGACCCUUUAGCUAAGCCGAAAAAGAAGACGGCGAGGAAACCGGCUGUCAAGGAGAAGCGAGCCAAGGUUAUCAGUUAUGAGGAGAUCAAGGGGGCUUUGCCUUUGGGGGAUCUUUGCAUCAAGUUGAUCGGGAAGUAUAUCGAGGACGUAGAGGCGCUGGGGAAUAUCGGGUCCAAGUCGAUGGACAAGGUGUGCAGGAUCAUCUCGAAAAGUAGGAGAUUGACGGCGGAUACGGCGACGUUGUUUUAUGCUGCAGAGAGGACCCAGUUGAAGAUGUAUGAUUGUACCAAUCUCAUCCCGGCGAGCUACGUCACCCUAGCUGCCCUCUGCCCGAACUUGGAAGAACUCUCGCUCGAGCUUUGUGGUCAGCUGGAUACGGAUACGAUGAUCAAGUGGGGACAGGUUCUGCCUCAUCUCAGGAGGGUCGAGCUCUGGGGACCGUUCAACGUCAGGAAGGAAGGGUGGAUCAGGUUCUUCAAGGAUAAGGGGAAGACGCUUGAGGGAUUGCUAAUUACGCAGUCGCCGAGAUUCGACAAGGAAUGCCUGGAGACCAUGGUCGAGCACUGUCCGAACAUCAAGGAGCUCAAGAUGCGCGAAUUCGGCUUGCUAGCGGACGACUGGCUACCCAUCAUCGGUCGACUGAAGAAGUUGGAGCUGCUUGACCUCUCGGCUCCUGGACAUGCGUCGCUGACGGAUCAGCCGGUGAUCGACUUGUUGCAGCAAGUCGGAGCCAAUCUGGAGUCGUUGAGCUUGGAGGAUCACAUCCGGCUCACCGACAAGGUCUUGAUGAAAGGGAUCGUCCCGAACUGUCCGCAGAUCCGGCGGCUCAACAUGGCCAACGUAGCCGAUUACACUCCGCCCCAGGAAGACGACCUAUACGAGAAGAGCGGGAUAACCAACGAGGGAGUGGCCGAAUUCUUCAAGGCUUGGAAAGAGCAUGGACACGAUGGCUUGUUCGCAGCCGAGUUUAACAUGAAUCACGACCUCAAAGAAGAAGCUCUGGGCGCACUGUUGGAUCAUUCGGGAAGGUCGUUGGAGAAGCUUGAUAUCAAGGGAUGGAGGACGGUCUCGGAGGAAGCCUUGAAUGCCAUCGGGACCAGCUGUCCGAACUUGAAACAACUCAACGUCGGGUGGUGUAGGAUGUUGACGGACUUUACCAUGAAGGCGAUCCUGGAUGGGUGCGAGCAGAUUGAGACAGUCAAGGCCUGGGGUUGCAACAAGUUGACGGAUAAUGUACCUCGCAAGAAGGGCUGCCGUGUUACGGGGAUCGAAGCGCAUGCUAUCGGUGUAUAGCUUAUUGAGAAAGCAGGCGGGAUGAUGCAGAACCAGACGAUACUACAUACGGAAGGACGGGAUAAGGAUUCGUGUUCUGGGUUAAUCUCGAGAGAAGUUGUAUGCGGUUACGAUCGCCGAUUGCAUUUUCGAAUACUAUGCCAGUUUCGGACCAUUCGCACGCCCUUCGUACUGCCUUGUAUG
Messenger RNA from Filobasidium floriforme, 2169 nucleotides. RefSeq lists its product as uncharacterized. NCBI's taxonomy places the organism in Eukaryota, Fungi, Basidiomycota, Tremellomycetes, Filobasidiales, Filobasidiaceae. Gene Ontology annotation, biological process: SCF-dependent proteasomal ubiquitin-dependent protein catabolic process. Gene Ontology annotation, cellular component: SCF ubiquitin ligase complex. The record is from RefSeq and is a predicted model, not a curated record. The transcript is spliced from 9 exons. The coding region runs from base 40 to 1986 and encodes 648 amino acids.